AUGACGGCGCUGCGUCGUUCGGCACGGUCAAAGAGCACAGAUAAGAAAGAAGAACCAGAAGUGGAUAAGCGUCCGGAGCUAAGCGCAUCGGAUGCAGAGCGUAUAGCCCGCGUGCUCGAGGCGUUAGCACCUGACACGCUCGAGCAGAAGAUGCCUUUUCAUUCUUCACCUACCCUGCGCGCACUUCUUAGCCAGCCACGACCAAAGCUCCGUGACGUAUGGAAUGCGAUGAAGCAAGCGUCUGAACAAGCAGCGCGGCAUGAUGCUCGUGGCCACGUGGGUAUUUUGGUCGCCAUGCAUGUUUUGGUCCGCAUGGCUCACGAGGGAGGUCAUGAUGUGGACGACACCGCGCCCACGGCCUAUGCGUUGCACAUGCACUUGCCAUCGGGUGAGUACUUUACGAAUGCCGUGCAUCUCCGUGAGUCGUAUGCACACUCACUAGAUACUGGCGUUGCUGAUCUUGUGUCUGUUGCGCCGCUUGUGCGUGGCGAUGUCCCAACACCGUCGCUGGGCGAACGCGUGAGACAGCUGAAGAAGUCUACCCAGGCACCAGCUCCAAAGAGCACUACGUCUGCCUUCUUGUCUUAUGGCGCUUUUGGAUCGUCUUUGGGCCCCUCCUUCGACUCGACGGGCUCCACGGUCGAUGCGGAAACAAGCGCUUCGACAUGGGGCGAGCAGCAGCGUGUUUCGCGGAACUUGCGUCGAAGAUGGGGUCAUUUUCUUGCGCAAUCUGUCGAUGCCGCAUACACAACGGCACGAAAUGCGAUGGAAGAGGAUGGUCCCGAGUCAUGGAGUGAUGCUGAUCUCAUUCAGGCAGCGGUCGAUGUCGACCCCGCAUUGGAUCCUAGUCUCAUGAAGCAGGCUGUGGAUGUUCUCACGACAGAUGACAUUCUUACACAAAAUGAAAUCCGUUUGGACGAGCUGCAAGAGAUGCAGUGGCUCCGCGUGCGAAUGAUGAAAGAUGACUCGGUACCCAUUCCACCUGCCAUGAUCGAGCGAGAACAGCUGCUCGCUGAGCAGGUACUUUCAUCUCUUGUUGAUCUUCUAUGUCAAGCUGCACCUUCCGCCCUUGGCCGCAUUGCUCGUGCUGCUGGACCGCUGAUGCACAUGUCGCAUGCGGCGCUCGUGUCAUCCAUAUCGGACACACGGACUGGUGUCGCGCCGCGUGGCUUCUGGGGCACGCUGCCCGAUGCGUUUUAUGGUGCCGCAUCCAAAACUACACUCUCCCUUCCCGGCAUGCCACCUGAUUCGUCGUCAUGGGCCACGCUACUUCGGCCUGCUGCCAUUGCGGAUAAUGUCACGGCGCAUGCGGCACCUGAGAGGCGAAAUGUCUUGGCCUCAGAGUAUGAACAAUUUGCAGCGUCUCCCGCCACGGCUGUUAAGAACGUGCUAAUUCAGCCGCGAGCCCCCGCCAUUUAUGCAUCGAGCGCACCGCGCCCGCCGUACGCCGCGGGUGGCUCACCCUAUCCUCGGCCAUAG
Malassezia restricta is the source of this 1479-nucleotide messenger RNA. RefSeq lists its product as uncharacterized. The transcript has a single exon. Lineage: Eukaryota; Fungi; Basidiomycota; Malasseziomycetes; Malasseziales; Malasseziaceae. The record is from RefSeq and is a predicted model, not a curated record. The coding region runs from base 1 to 1479 and encodes 492 amino acids.